Anopheles darlingi is the source of this 2544-nucleotide messenger RNA. RefSeq lists its product as uncharacterized. The coding region runs from base 179 to 2404 and encodes 741 amino acids. The record is from RefSeq and is a predicted model, not a curated record. NCBI's taxonomy places the organism in Eukaryota, Metazoa, Arthropoda, Insecta, Diptera, Culicidae. The transcript is spliced from 5 exons.
UCCGAUCAGUUCAGUAAUCGUCGUGCAGUUCAACAGGCAAGAAGCUUCGGAACCAGUGUACUAGAAAGUGUGUUCGUCCUAGCGCAGGAACUCAACUUUGAAACGCAAUUGCAUUCAGUAAGGUCUCAAUUGUAAAAGGAAGUGUCCACACUGAACCGUAUCCAGUACCAAACGCAUCAUGGGGAAGUCGGUAGUGCUACUGACACUACUGUAUGUCGGCUAUGCCGCUGCAGCUUCUGCAUCGUGGUCCGAAGAUAUUUCAGUGCACAAUAACCAAGCGGUAACAGGAAUACACUACUCGCAGCAUGAAUCCUCGGUUAAUGCAGCACGACGAGCGGCCGCAGAGCGUCUACAACAGCACCAGGCCGCAUCAUUAGUGGCCGCAAGUGCACCUGGUCCUUGUGAUACACUGUGCUACAAUGGCUACGCGGCCGAUGCCAGCGAUGUAGAAACAAUCGGUCAGGGUAUCGUUGGAUUCACGUCAACCGGUACUGCCGGUGGUGCCGUAUCUGGAGCAUCGCAGAAGUAUUCGUCCAGCUCCUCGCGCGUCCACGAAUCCACCGUACAGAAUGUGCACGGCGCCGUCCCCAUCGUCUAUCCCGCCACCUCGACCGGUAGUCGAUCAAGUUUCAGCAGCUCAUCCUCCUCUAGGCAUCAUGCUGCAUCGCAGGUUGCUCAGCCGGUUCUGGGGCAACAGCUCUACGCUUCCCAGGGUCUCGAACACGGUCGUACACACUCCAAUGUAGUCGCCGCUGGAGGAGUUCGCGAAGGAACGUAUAUUCAGCCGGUGGUCUAUCCGGUCAUUGCUCCGAUCACUCAUACCUCACAGAGCACCUACGGCAGAUCAAGCACGGUAGUCAACCAGCGACCGGCUACGGAGACGGUCUACGUUCAGGUUCCGGUGUUCGACACAGCGUCGGUCAGCAACAGUAACUUCAACACUCGCUCCAGCUACGUAGCGUCCUCGGAUCAACAGCAGCAGGUGCAACCGAGCAGUUACUCGAACGCAGCCACCACUGGCUACACAAACCGGAACGAGUAUGCCUCGCAGCAGGAUCAACAGUAUCGUCGGUAUCCUGCGAAGGGCACCACCUACGUGCUGUACUCGAAACCUCUCGCUCCGGUUGGCACUUACUAUGCUCCAUCGCGAUCGCAUGUCGAAGACAGUGCCUCGAGCACCUACGAUGCUUCCGGGCGUGUAGUGAACCUGGCGGGUCCCCAGCGCACUCUCACCGAGCGCACGGACGAACAACGUACUCAGCGGGUACAAUCGGUUCACGAGAAUGUUGGUCGCGUUCUCCCGGACACUGGCGCUCCCCUGGAGGACACGUACGGUGACGAAGUUGAUAGCUAUGGUACUGUCGAUCGAUCAGACCAGCAUUCGUUGAGGGUAGCAACUGGCACAGCUUCUUCGUCCCAGCGUGCCGAGCACCAACAGCAUCAGCAUCAGCAACAGCAUCAGCAGCAACAACAGCAACAACAUCAGUACGUCCGCACUGGUUCGUACGUUCCGAUAGCCCCGACAGGAACAGCGAGUUCUCAGUCCCGGUACAGUAGCUCCGCUCACUCGACGGAAUCCCAACGACGCCAAACGUAUCAGCCGGUUGUUCAUCUGGAUACUCCACUGGUAAGCCAUGGUGUGGCUGGUGCUGGUUCUAGCGUGGACUCCUCCCAAUACGAAAGUACAUUGGAGCAGCGUCGCCAGAGUAGUGCGGGUUACGUGCCGGUUGUCGCUCAACCGGUACCAUCCGGUGUAUCGAGCUCCUCCAACCGCUAUCAAAGUGCUCACGAGCAACGCAGCAACACUCUUACUGCCGGCACAACCGGUAAUCCUGGAGGAUAUUACAAUGGAGCCGUUGGUACGGGUGGUGGUUAUGGAUCGCAAUACGCGGCAAAGACGAGCUCGGCACACAGUAGCAGUAGCAGCAGCAGCAAUCGCUACAAUAAGGCUGGAUCGUCAAAUCUGCAGUACUAUCCGAUUACGAACGAUGAGAUGGGCCGUCGGUUUGGUGGCGUCGGUGGCAGUACCACGGGACUCGGUGCUAAUGCGGAUCUCGAAGGUAUCAUGAGCGAGACGGAGCUGCUGGCACGCGAACAGGCUCAGAAUGUGCACAACGGAGCGGUGACCGGUAGUGGAACGAUUGAUUUGGAAAGCCAGCGUGAUGAGGAUGGAUUGGGCCGACUGCCGGGAGGAUUCCAGAAAACCAAAUCCUGGUCCAGCAGCUCGAAGUGGGCCUCGGAACAGCGGUACGGUUCUGAUGGGAAGCCGAAGACCUACAGCAUGCUGUCGACGGCCGAGAGCGAGAAGCAUAAUAUCAAUGGCAAAACGACGGGUUAUAAGGCGGCCACCACUACGCUCGAGGAUGAUGGUAAGGUCAGCACGUACAGUCUGCACACGGCGUGAGACAGAUGAUUGCGAAAGAGGAAGAAAAGGAGAAGAAGCAAGAGGAUGAGAUCAUUUGGGUCUAAUUAAGCCAUUAAUUUAUGUCGAUUGUUUUAAGAAGCGUGGACCAAUAAACGCUAGAAUCUAGUUACGAACGGUUA